AUGUCCAAACAACAUCUCAACAAGAAAAAGCACGAAGAAACCACAGCAACCUAUGACAUGUGGGCAAGUAGUAGUAGUGAUGAUGAUGAGGAAAACAACAACAUGAAAGACGAAGAUGAACAAAGAUUGUUGCAAGAUGAUGCUUCCGAUGAUGGCGACAACCGAGAAGAGCCCCAAACACAAGAGAGUAGCAUUAAAGAAAUAUUGGACAAUGCCGAUGAUGACAAACCCAUCUUUCUACUCUCUCAAUUUCCUUCGGAGAUGGAAGUUAAAUUCAUUACAGAGAAUUACCCUUUAAAAGUUUCGGAAAAUGCUUUCAAAGUGCCCUCUAAUUUCACAAGAUUUGGUCUUUCGGAAGUCAUCAAUCAACUCUUAAUUCAAGAACAUUCAGAAGAAAAUCAUCCAAAACAUGUUCCUUUUGAAUUUUUGAUCGAAUAUAAACCUGGAAAGAAGAUAUUCUUGAGAACAAGCCUUGCAAAAUUCUUCACAAAACUUCAAAUUUGGCCAGAAUCAGCCAUUACUUUGGAAUAUAUUGAAGCACAACCUGCUCCAAAAUGCGUGGAUAGCAUUCCUCAUGAUGAUUGGGUGAGUGCAUUGUCAUUGGUCGUUCACACCUCUGGAAACCAUCUCACUUCCAAUGUUUCCGAUAAUCAAUACCUCAUUUCAGGAUGUUAUGAUGGUGUGGUGAGGGUUAUUGAUACCACACUCGGUAAAAUUGUGCAUCAAACCAAACAAUCCAAAGUGCCAAUUACUGGACUUGCUACGUGUUAUAUUGCAGAACAUCAUACAAGUGCAGAAGACAAAUCGUUUUCUGUAGGUGACAUUCUGAUUGCUGGUUGUGGUAAAGACGAGUAUGGAAGGGUUUGGGUUUCAAAUCCAUCUGAAGGAAAGAUGAGAAUGAAAAUGUUAUUGAAUGGUCACACAGAUACUGUGAAUGAUAUUUGUUUGCAUCCACGAGGAACUAUGAUUUGCACUGCUUCUGAGGAUAGAUCCUUAAAAUUAUGGGAAGUGGAUUUGACACGAUCUAAGAGCUCACUUUUCUAUGAAAAUAAUCUUCCAGCUAAGGAUGAUAACGAUGAUGAUGAAGAUUACAAAGAACCAACGAAAAAGAAGAAGAAAAUGCCAUCCCAAAUUCAACAAUAUGCACCCAUUGGAACACUGGAAAGAAAAGAGAGCGAUAACCAAAAUGGACAUCUCUUGGGAGUGACUUGUGUCAAAUGGAUUGAGGGUGGAAGGAUUGUGUCUGGAAGUUCUGAUCACACCAUUCGUGUAUGGGAUGUUGCGACAGGUGUUAACAAUAUUACACUCAACGGUAGUAAGGUUGUCACAUCUAUUUCAGUUAAGGACAACUCAGACAGUACAACAGUACUGAGCUCUCACCCAGACUUUUUGAUUCGAUUGUGGGAUGCUCGACAAGGAGGUUCUAAAAAAGCAUCUCUUUUCAGAUCACACCGAGGAUGGGUUCGAAAAGUGAAAUGGGUGAGUGACUUUCAAUUUAUUUCAGGAGGUGACGACAAUGUUGUGAAGCUUUGGGACAUUAGAAGUGGAAUUCCAAUUCACAGCACGCCACACUCUGUAAAUCCAGAAAGAAAAACCAUUUCAACAGAUAAGGUUCUCUCGAUUGAAGGUUUUGCUCCUUUGGAAGGUCAAAUUAAGGAGCAACAUCACGUUGGCCAAUUGAAAUACCAUUUAUUCUCUGGUUCUACGGACUGCACGCUCAAAAAGCACACGAUGGGACAAUAA
Messenger RNA from Naegleria fowleri, 1743 nucleotides. RefSeq lists its product as uncharacterized. Gene Ontology annotation, cellular component: preribosome, large subunit precursor. The record is from RefSeq and is a predicted model, not a curated record. Gene Ontology annotation, molecular function: protein binding. NCBI's taxonomy places the organism in Eukaryota, Heterolobosea, Eutetramitea, Acrasida, Naegleriidae. Bases 1 to 1743 code for a protein of 580 amino acids. The transcript has a single exon.